AUGUCCCAGCUUCAAAUCCCAGAACUCAAACAAUUUUUAGAGAAGCUAUCCCUCGAUGGAAAGUACGAAUUAUUCCUCGCUAAUGGAAUAAAGCAAGUUGAACAUUUAAGGGAUAUCCAAGAAUCAGAUAUCACUUUACUGGAAUUAACUGUUUUUGAAUGGCGAAGACUUCAGCCAGAGACACAACAAACAUUGGAGGACACCACUCGGAGUGUAAAAAAGACAAGUAUUCCAGCGUACAAGACAUCAACAGCUUCAAAAGUUAUUUCUUUGCCUAAAGCAUUUAAAAAUUUCUUUGAAACGAGAGAUGGGCAAGGAAACAUUGUAGUUUCUACAGAACCGCUGAAGAGGAAGUUUAAAGACCUUUGGUACGAAAAUCCAUGUACACCAGCUCAAGAAUUCUCCAAUUCAAUAACUUUGCAAAUGGCUGAACAGCGAAUGCAACAUGAAAAGCGAAAGAGAGAUUGUGAACUGUGGUGCCGAAAGCAACGGGCAAAGCGCAUUUAUUUCUUGUUGGCAACAACAGAACAGCCUCUGGUAUUCAAUACAUGGACUCAUUAUUUUAAAAACCAAAGCAUCAUGGGAAAAUUGGGUUUGAUCAAAGAGCAAUAUCCGACACUGGCUACUUUCAUCGAUGAUCUUGGAAAUGAUGCAGUUGACAAUGUAUCUAUACCUGCAUUGGCUAUGUACGAUACACUUUGCCAGGUUGUUGGGAAGCUAGAAGAGGUCUCUACUUUCUGUGAUACUGCCAUUGGAAAGUGUGAGGAGGAAAUUUCUAGUUGUUUAAUAAAUACAGAUGGUCAGCCAAAGAGAGGUAUAAACCCUAAUAAAAUAAAGAAUUCUGACCACACUUUAUUGUGCUGUCACCCUUAAAUCAUCAUUUAAUUUCUAGCUUUCUUGCUAUAGUGAAUAUGAGUGAUAGUGGUAUUAUUGUUGUCCAAUAUUAUUGGAAAACAAUAAUACCACUAUCACUCAUAUUCACCAUAAAAUAAUAUCCAUAUAUCCUAGCUACUGCUAGAGGUGUAGAAAUGUGUAUAACAGUUUUUACUGCAUCAUAUUCAGUGUGUGUAUAAACCAGGCCAGGGACCCUGCCCCCUGGAGACAUGUUGCCCCCCCCAGGACAUGUUGCCCCCCAUCCCCUACCUUGGGUCUUUUUUGCCCCCCCCCCCCUUGGCAGAAAAUCCUGGCUACGCCUUUGAUCAUAUUAAGGGGUUGUUGACAAAUAAAUUUGUACUGCAAUCAGUCCUGUUUCUCGUGACGGGGGUGGGGGGUGGUAGUAGUGGGUUUAAAUACUGAUAUAUGUGAUAGCAAAAUAUGAAACUGGAUGAAAAAUUACCUUUCUGUGCAUAAAUUAUCCUACUGGUCUGGUCCUGGAGGGGGAGAGGGAAGAGCAAUCAUGGGACAAAUCCACGAUUGCAGGAUGGGAAUCCAUUUGUCAACGACCCCAAGGCCCUGAAAACAUUGUAUUUUUCAUAUAUGUUAAAGGUUAUGAAGAGGAGCUGAAAUUUUUCAAGGAUACUGCAUUACCAAAGUUAGAAAAUCUCACUUCCAUUGUGAAAAACAAACUUAAUAAUGCAACUGAAGUUAUGGAGAAAGCUCGAGAAAAAUAUUGUUUUUCACAAGCCUACAAGAAAGCUAAACGGAAGGGAAAGACAUCUCGGCGGCAUGUUAAACAAAAAAACUGCCACAAGAAAGACACACAGCAAGAGAACAAGAAAGAGCAGUCAGUCACCAUUGAUGAUUCUGACCUUGAUGAUAUUUAUAUUGACAGUGCCAGUGGCAGUGACCCAGACAGUGAAGAAGUGACAAUUUGCAAUGCAACAGGCUGAUUGCGAAGUGGUUAUAUUAAAAAUCAUUAUAGAUAUUUUAUAGACACAUACUUUAU
Molecule: messenger RNA, 1885 nt
Organism: Paramuricea clavata
Lineage: Eukaryota; Metazoa; Cnidaria; Anthozoa; Malacalcyonacea; Plexauridae
Source: the annotation of a GenBank genome assembly